Molecule: messenger RNA, 4464 nt
Organism: Morone saxatilis (striped sea-bass)
Lineage: Eukaryota; Metazoa; Chordata; Actinopteri; Moronidae
Gene: zc3h12aa
Product: endoribonuclease ZC3H12A
Exons: 6
Coding region: 130-2115 (661 amino acids)
Biological process (GO): nuclear-transcribed mRNA catabolic process, RNase MRP-dependent; 3'-UTR-mediated mRNA destabilization
Cellular component (GO): cytoplasmic ribonucleoprotein granule; nucleus
Molecular function (GO): metal ion binding; mRNA binding; RNA endonuclease activity
Source: RefSeq, a predicted model, not a curated record
GGGAGACAGGAAGGGAAGGAACCAUUUUCCAACAGGGAGGUGCUAUGAAAGUCGAAACCGUGUUAAAGUUACUGUACUUCGAAACGCUGACAAGAGUUAUGAGUGACUUCUGCUGACACAUGGGACAACAUGGGGGAAGAGAUAAACGGUGGAGUCGAUGAAUAUCACCCUGAGGCCGUACAACACAUCUUAUAUGCUGCUGAAAAGAGGCCCAGAUGCUCCAGAAUGGAUCAGGCACUUCCCAGCCAGAGCUCAGCUUCGGACCUGCUCGAAACAGACAGUGAGGAACUCACCCUCAGAGUGGACUUCUUCAGGAAACUGGGUUACCCCUCAGCAGAGGUGAAGACUGCUCUGAGGAAGCUGGGCCUGGGCACAGACACUAACUCUGUGUUGGGAGAGCUGGUCCGAAACAGGACCAGCUCUGCACUCUCCAUGUCCAGUUCUGACAGUGAUGAGAGGGGCACAGACCAAAAGGACCCUCUGCUGCCUCCCAGUUGGACCCUUGGACGUAAGAGAUUCACACCCCAAGAGCAGAAGAAUACCGACACUGAAUUGAGGCCUGUUGUUAUCGACGGCAGUAAUGUUGCCAUGAGUCACGGCAACAAGGAAGUGUUCUCAUGCCGAGGCAUCCAGCUAGCAGUGAACUUCUUUAUGGACCGAGGUCAUAAUACUAUUACUGUGUUUGUUCCCACUUGGAGAAAAGAGCAGCCCAGACCUGACGCCCCCAUAACAGAUCAACACAUCUUGAUGGAGCUUGAAAAGCGGAAAAUUGUGGUCUUCACUCCUUCACGCCGUGUUGGGGGUAAGCGAGUGGUUUGCUAUGAUGACCGCUUUAUCGUCAAGUUGGCGUAUGAGUCAGACGGAGUGAUCGUAUCGAAUGACACCUACCGUGACCUCCAAGGAGAAAGACCUGAGUGGAAGAAAUGCAUCGAGGAGAGGCUCCUCAUGUACUCCUUUGUGAAUGACAAGUUCAUGCCCCCAGAUGACCCUCUGGGUCGCCAUGGCCCCAGUCUUGACAACUUCCUUAGGAAAAAGCCUCUGCCUACAGAGCAAAAGAGACAGCCCUGUCCGUAUGACAAAAAGUGCACUUAUGGCAUCAAAUGUAAGUUCUACCAUCCAGAGCGGUCAAACCAGUCUUACCUGUCAUUGGCGGAUGAAUUGAGAGAAAAAGCCCAGAUUUCUACUGUAAAAGAAGAGAGAAAUGUCAGAUUAUCACCCAGACAACUUCAGUCUGAACCUGUGCCUGCUCAUAAACCCUGCUCCCAUCCUCACGACUCUAACACAGAGUACAUAAGAGACCAGCAAAGUCCUUCACAUGCUGGUCAGGUUAGUGAAAAUUCACUGCUGUACUGGGAGGAUGCUAGAAAAAGUCCAAAUCAUAUGCCCUGUUCUGCAACAGGAAGCCAGUGUCAAAAAGAUUGGUCUGGGCUGCACUCAAUGCCCAGUCAUUACUAUGCCAACAUGUCUCAGUACCUGGAUUCUGGCCUUGGCUCUUAUGAAAGCCACUACUCUGACUUUUCACAUUACCCCAGCAACUCCCAGAGGCUCAGGCCCCAGCAGCCUGUCCUCAGUGGACCCAGACAUGCCUCAGUGCAUUUAGAGAAAAAUAACAGCAGCCAGUCUUGCAGGUGCUUUUCUCAUGUAGUGCCCCCAGCAGCUCAUCAGCAGCAACAUCACGGAAACCUGGACUCCAAGGGUCAAGCCAAAUACGACACCUACCCACCUCACAUGUUCCCACCUGGUGUGCCACAGCAACACAGCCUCCCCAGUCAUCUUCAUUACAGCGGAGCCACACAUCAUCAGCAAAAUUACUGGUCAGACCCCUUUCAGGGGCUGCCCCAAGCCAGGACAUCGCAUAGUCUCCCCUCUUCAGUUAAUACCUCAUACUCGCACAACUCUUGCUGCUCUUAUGGCCCUCAGUACCAUUACUGGGACCAACAACAGUCAUACACUCCUGCGUUUGACCCACAGAGGUUGGAACUCCGCAAGAAACUGCAAGCCAUCUUCAACCCACAUCAGGUGGAUACAGUCAUGGAAAUGUUUCCACAUCUGAUGGACGCAGAGAAACUGGCCGCAGAGAUCCUCAAUCUGAAGACUCAGAGAGGGAUAUUCUGAUGAUUUUCUUUCCUUGCAUCCUCUUCAGUCAGAACUAACAUGACAUUUGUGUUGACACUGUCAUAGCAAACAGAGAAUCUCUUGGAUAGGUUUUAUAGUGCCUAUCGUUAAGUGAUUUAAAGGCUAAUUGCAAAGAUGUUUCAUUCUGUCUAAUGUGCCAUUAUGGACGUGCAACUUUCUACUACCAGUUUAGAUAAUCUGGUCUGAGCUGUAUGUAAUUGUAUGACAUUGUAGUCAAAUGUGAUCUUGUCAUCCUUGUUCUGGAUGAAAAGUGCCUCUAGAGCAAAAAAUUGUUUCACUAAUCACUAAUUUUCUAGAGUUUUGACUGUUGAUGCAUAUUGUGUCAAAUGUGAUAUAUUUGAAUCAGUAAGUUCUCAUGCAAUAACAAAUUGCUGUACAAAGUGUUACUUUUUCUUUUACUUUCAUUAUAGUUCUUCAAAACAGCUUGGUCUUCAAUAUUAUCUCUGUGAGGUGCAGCCAUAGUAUUUUGUAACAUACAGUAUUUACAGUAAAUGCGAAGCAAAUGAGGAAAUUGAGAACACUUGUAUGUAAAACUAGAAGUUGAUACUGGCGAGAGGAAUUUGCUGGUUCGUCAGCGCCCUUUUCCUGUUAAUCAGCAUCAGUUUCAUAAAACAUUCUCAGAACAGAAGUGCUGCUGUAACACUACACACACAUUUCGGUUAUUGUGUAAUUGAAAAAUGACAAUAAGAAAAUUGAAAUGUAGUUCUCAUGAACUUAUAAGUAUCUGUUGGAAAAUCACAAGUAGUAACCAUGUAUAGGAAAAACCAUGUCACUGAAAAUAAAAAAUGGGACGUGUCAGAUACUAUGCAUGUCAGUUGGACUUACUUGUGAGGUUAGUGCGUACAAUCAGAAAGUCAGGAACUUGGCCUUCAGUAUUGGCACUGACUCAUACUUUCAUCAUAACAUAAGAUUCCUACAAAACUCUCUUUUAAACUAAAUUUCACUUUCACCUUUCUAUUAAAACACUAUUAAAAAACUAGGAAAUGCUCUACACUGCAACUCAUGUUGCAAGCUUUCUAAUCUUUUUGUUUUUAUAGUGUCUGGGGGUGAAAGGUCAGUCUGUGUUUGUGUAUGUAUCUAUCAUGUGACAAUGUGUCAAUUGGACAAAGUUUCUGGUUAUUCUGGAGUUACUGCUGGAUACACACAGCCUACUUUUCUGAAAUGUGCUUUAACUGAGUUGAGAAUUUUUGUCUCAAAGGAUGGCAAUGCCGAUUGGUUGGUUCACCACUGGUCCAGACGGAAUUAUCUCGACAACUAUUUGAUUGAUUGGAAAUUUUGUACAGACAUCCAUUGUGCCAUUUGGGCACAAAUCUUGAAUCUUUUGAGGUGAGCGCUCAGGGCAAGAAAAAAAAACAGGUUUUUAAGACCCACCCUUGAAGUUUUUUAGCCAAACCAGCCCUUGAGCUUGAAAUUCAGAAUUUCUCUGUGAGACUAAGACAGUAUUUUGCUUGUUUUGUGAGCAGACUCAUACACCAACUAACUCUGCUGUCUGUCCAAGCUCACACAAUGGAACUAUGUUUGAUGAAAAUUUUAUUUUUAUUGUAAAUAAGAAACAAGACAUGACACAUUAUAUUAUGUAUUAUAUAUUAUGUACUUUGAUACAAAGAUUUAUCUCAUUAUUAUAAGGUGUAAGAUCCUUGGCCGUAACUACUGUUCUGCCUUCAGUUGGCCCUCUUUCCACCCUCUUUCCACACAUCCAAAUGGGCAGCUCUGCAUGACAGUCUGUGCUUUUGUCAUUCCCAGGCCAUCAGUAACUUGUGGAAUGGUACAAAGGCACCAUAGCCAGGCUUGCUGUAAAGGACAGAAAUAACUGUUAAAAUAAUCUGCAUGUUUUAAGUUAAUUUAAGGAAAAUCUAAAUAAAAGAAAAAGCAGUGCGGAAGUGGUUUUAAAUAGGUUAACUUGGUUUACCCGUGUGAAUGACACGGUAGUUUACAUAUGCUUUCUGUAUUUACCACAAGUCAGAUUUUCAUUGCUGCAGGCAUGAGUUGCUGCAGGUAUGAGUUUACACACCACAUCCGAAGCGCAUGCCUCACUUCUUACAUGCUGUAAUUUGAGCCUGCGAAGUUCACCUCAGCUUGAAAUUUGCAUAUUCAGCUCAGCCACUAAGUGCACAGGAUUUGUUCAAGUAUGUUUGGUAGCAUUGUUUGGCUGUUAAAUUCCUCAGGGCCAGAGUGUGAUGCUUUGAGAGACACUUUAAUGUAAUUGCAUAAGGUUUGGGAAUCACACUUUAAUAACACAUGAUCCUGCCAGAAUAUUAUCAGUCCCUUUAAAUGAACUGUAUAAAUUUGUAAUAUAAAUCAAUGUAAUAAUGCACAAUAAAAUGGGUU